Molecule: messenger RNA, 1601 nt
Organism: Vigna umbellata (rice bean)
Lineage: Eukaryota; Viridiplantae; Streptophyta; Magnoliopsida; Fabales; Fabaceae
Source: RefSeq, a predicted model, not a curated record
AAUAGGCAUUGCAAUUCCAAUUUCAUAGAAGUUGCAAAGCAAACACAACACAGCACAUAGCUUUCAGAACUUGUCACGCAAUUCUCGCCGUCGACGAACAUGGCAUCGCGAGUCAGCAUUGGCAACCUCACCGCCACCAAGCCACCGUAUGCUAUUAAUUCUCCUCGUUUUUGUUCACCGCAUAAAUCUUCUAACGCUCUUUCUCACCAAAACGCUGCGCAACACAACGACGUCAUGCUCCAAAGAACCGUGCUCGUAACCGGUGGAGCCGGAUACAUCGGAAGCCACACCGUUCUUCAACUACUCCUCGGAGGUUUCGCAACCGUCGUCGUCGACAACCUUGACAAUUCCUCCGAGGUUGCCAUCCGAAGAGUCCGGGAACUCGCAGGCGAGUUUGGGAAUAACCUAUCCUUCCACAAGGUGGACCUACGGGACAGAGAGGCUCUAGAGCAAAUUUUUGUUUCUACACAGUUUGAUGCUGUCAUACAUUUUGCUGGACUGAAAGCAGUGGGAGAAAGUGUGCAAAAACCUUUACUAUAUUACAACAACAACUUGACUGGGACAAUCACUCUAUUGGAAGUCAUGGCUGCCCAUGGAUGCAAAAAGCUUGUGUUCUCGUCUUCAGCAACUGUAUAUGGUUGGCCAAAGGAGGUUCCGUGUACAGAAGAGUUCCCUCUGUCAGCGAUGAAUCCAUAUGGCCGAACUAAGCUUAUUAUUGAAGAAAUUUGUCGGGAUGUCCACCAAGCGGAGCCAGAUUGGAAAAUAAUAUUGUUAAGGUAUUUCAACCCAGUUGGUGCACACCCUAGUGGUUAUAUUGGGGAGGAUCCUCGUGGAAUUCCAAACAAUCUCAUGCCAUUUGUUCAGCAAGUAGCAGUUGGCAGGCGACCUGCGCUGACAGUUUUUGGAAAUGAUUAUAAUACAGUUGAUGGCACUGGGGUUCGGGAUUAUAUUCAUGUUGUUGAUUUAGCAGAUGGGCACAUUGCCGCAUUACUUAAACUAGACGAACCUAAUAUAGGUUGUGAGGUUUAUAACCUGGGAACAGGAAAGGGAACAUCGGUUUUGGAGAUGGUUAGGGCUUUUGAAGCUGCAUCUGGAAAGGUAAUAGAAUCAUGUUUAUUUUUCUGGUCUUUUAUAUCUCACGUUCCGUUUUUCUCCUUUGCUCAGAAAUCUAUUCGUUUUGCAGUUUGGUGCUAGCAUGUUUGGGCCCUAGGAUAAACUUUUUGACUUGAAAGUGAUCUAAAAUUAUUACUCUAUCUUAAGUUGUGGAUAAGUUGCUUUCGGAAUUUCAAUCAGUUAAUCUCAGUGUCCACAUUUGCUAUAUGGCGUAAUAUAGACAACAAAUGUCAUAAAAUUCAAAUACUUCUCCUCUAAAGAUCAUUUGUUUCCAUUUCAUAUUUAGUUUACAUUCCUAUAACCUAAAACAUCUUGAACUAUGUCAUUUUUAUAUGGCUUUAGCUAUUCUCCGGUGUUUGUAUAUAACUAAUCCUUACAAUUUAUUCAAUUGUUCAGAAAAUUCCUCUUGUGAUGGCUGGCCGUAGACCUGGUGAUGCUGAAAUUGUUUAUGCAUCCACUAAAAAAGCGGAAAGAGAGUUUAAAUGGAA